CACGUGCUUGAAAUAUAAAUUUUACUAUCUAUCAGUGGCGACCAAAAUAACAAUAACAGAAGCCAAACUUGGGAUUACCUCGGCAUUGUUUAUACAAGAAAACGGCAUGUCCUUUCAGCGCAGCUACAGCAAGGUCUGGUGGGGCUCGGAGCAGUCGUCCUCCCUGACCAGUGGUGGUUUCUAUUCGAGCUUCAACGGCGGCAGCAGCAGCAGCACCAGCUCCAGCUCCAGUAAUUUCACCCAGAGGCAGCCCACCUCCCUCGGCCCCCUGGGCAAUCUGUCCUGCAUCCAGGAGGUGGAGGACGAGCAGAACAGCUCCAAGCUAUCCUGGCACAAGCACGAUAGCCCCGGCAGUCUGCGCAGUCAGGAUUCGGGCUUUUCGGACAAUGAGGAAUCGCAUCAGCUGCAAAAUCAGCAUCUGUUGUCCCCGCAAUCCCCGCAAUCGGAGAAGCAGCAGUCGCCCACGGCCACGCCCACAUCCAUACACUCGGUGGCCACGCCCCCGACGGUGGUUCGACGCGUGGGCAACUCCUCGUUCUACUCCCCGCUGAUCAGUGUCACGCGGCGCAUUUCCUUCACCAGAGGACAGAUUACGCCCAAGGCGACGUCCGGAGAUGAGGAUGCAGUGGAUGCGGAGCUGGAGGCCAGCCGCAGUCGCCUUUUCGAGCAGCUUGACAGCAUGAAACUGGACGAUGAGGCAGCGGCGGAGGAGGAGGACUCACCACCACGUCCGGCCAUAAGACGCCGCCGGCGUCUGACGCGAAAAAUCAAACCGGAACCGGAAGAGGCCUCGGCCAGUGAGGAGGAAGUGGCGACAGCACCACCACCGCCGUACAAUAACGAAACUGUUUACUUGGGCGAGGCACCGCCGCCGUAUAACAACGAAACGGUGACCUUUGGAACCACCGAACAGGAUGAAACCCUCCAGUUGCAACCUUCUCCCCUGAGAGUUAGGGCCUUGCGAUUCACAGCUAGCACCAGUACGCCCAAAAGUGGCUCGAAGAUAGCGAAGCGGUCGAAGAAGCACCCGGAACCCGUGGCCCAUUGGAUGACGGAGCAGCGUUGGGCCGGCGAACCGGAGGUGAUGUGCACUUUACAGCACAAAUCGAUUGCCCAGGAGGCGUACAAGAACUACACGAUCACCACCAGUGCAGUUUGCAAGCUGGUCAGGCAACUGCAGCAACAGGCUCUGUCGCUCCAGGGGCACUUCGAGCGCAGCGAGCGGAUUCUCGGCGGACUGCAGGCCAGUUCUCUGCCGGAAGCCCUCGCCGGAGCCACCCAACUGCUGUCCCACCUGGACGACUUCACCUGCACGCUGGAGCGUCGGGGAAUAUUCUUCAACGAUGCCAAGAUCGAAAGGAGACGCUACGAGCAGCAUUUGGAGCAAAUCCGAACGGUGAGCAAGGAUACCAGGUACUCGCUGGAGCGCCAGCACUACAUCAAUCUCGAGUCCCUGCUGGAUGAUGUGCAGCUGCUGAAGAGGCACACCCUGAUCACCUUGCGGCUGAUCUUCGAGCGCUUGGUUCGUGUUCUGGUGCUCAGCAUCGAGCAGAGUCGCUGCGAUCUCCUAUUGAGGGCUAAUAUCAAUAUGGUAGCCACAUUGAUGAACAUUGACUACGACGGGUUUGCCUCCUUAUCGGAUGCCUUCGUCCAGAACGAGGCAGUAAGAACGCUACUGGUCGUGGUCCUGGAUCACAAACAGAGCUCGGUGAGGGCCUUGGCACUCCGGGCUCUGGCCACUCUGUGCUGUGCUCCGCAGGCGAUCAAUCAGCUGGGCAGUUGUGGCGGCAUCGAGAUUGUGAGGGACAUCCUGCAGGUGGAGUCUGUCGGGGAGAGGGGAGCCAUAGAGCGCAGGGAAGCGGUAUCCCUUCUGGCCCAGAUCACCGCCGCCUGGCAUGGACCGGAGCACCGGGUGCCCGGAUUGAGGGCCUGCUCGGAGAGCCUGGUGACCGGAUUGGCUGCCCUCUUGCAGCCGGACUGCUGCACCCAGACCCUGCUCCUCUGCGCCGCCGCCCUCAACAACCUGAGCCGCAUGGAGGCCACGUCGCACUACUCCAUCAUGUCCAACGAGGCCAUCUUCCGACUGAUCGACACCCUGGAACACCAAAGCUGCGGCACCAGUGUUUUUCUCUACGAGCAGAUCGUUGGGAUGCUGCACAACAUGUCGCUGAACAAGAAGUGCCACAGCCACUUGGCCAACGGCAUCAUCAUAAAUUUCAUCACGUCCGUGUACCAAACGGAAUUCUACAAGACCUACGGCUCACGUGCGGAGAGCGAUGCCCAGCGCCGCAGCAUCAAGACCAUCCUGCACACACUCACGCGUCUGGCCAGCGAUUCGCCCACCCUCGGAGCAGAGCUCCUGGAGCAGUGGCAUCUGCCGGAUCUGCUGCGUCAAUCCCUGGCCCUCAAGCCCGCCAGUCCGCAGCAGCACUUGGACAGCAGUUAUGGCGGCGACAUAUCCCAGUUGGCGCGACAACUGCUCGGCGUCCACCGGCAGGAACAGCAGCUGCUGGCCACGCCCACUCCGGUUGGAUCCUUCUCCAGUGGUCACCAGACGCCCGAGGCCCAGACCCAGACCCAGUCCAAUUCCAGUGGCGUCUCCCUCGCCAGUUCCAGCAGCAAAACCAAGGCCAAAUCGGCGUCGUCUUCGCUGCUCAAAUUCAAUUUAACACGUCAGGAGAGUUUCGUCUAGUUUUCACCACCUGAGGGGAUGGGGUUCCGGAAAGAUGGGGUGUCCCACAUCCCCACCAGAGCUACGCAGAGAAUAAUAUAUUAUAUAAAAGUUUAACCAGUCUAACAUUGUCAAUUUAGUUUUUUCCCCCAAUAACCAUUUAAAUGUAAAUCCAAAAUAUCCCAUAUUAAUACGAAUUUCUUUUUUGGAUUUACCAUCAAUUUCAUUUUCCAGUAAUAAUUAUUAUUAUAUUAAUAUAUCCUUCAAGUUAAAUCCAAGCAAAUAAUGAGGAAAGCUAACUUAUUAACUUCAUUAUAAUUAUUUUUCAUUGAUAAAAAAAUAGGAAUUUUUCUGAUGAAGCGAUAAAAGCUUUGAUUACUUCAAAAAAUUGUAUUCCACAACAAAUACUUUUGCGAUUUGUUCUUGCGAUAUAUACAUUUUUAAAUUUGUUGCUUUAUCAGAUCAAAUUCCAUUUUGAUUCCGAUUUUGAUGACAUUUUCGCUCUGUGUGGACACGUUCUCCGGCCGGACACAACCCGGAAACUCAGACGUGCGUCAAGUGUUAUUACUUUGUCUAGAAUGUUGCGUGACCCGUUUGGACUCGCUCUCCCUCUCGUUUCAACCGGAUCCUUGCUGCUGGAUGUAAACGAAGUAAUUUUUAUAUUUCCACUCAGGCAAACAAAACAAACGGAGAGGCGGAGCGAGGAGCCAAAUAAAUAGAAAUACAAUUUUUGUUUACCUAUUUUUCCCGUUGCCGAGGCAACUUUUGGUGUUCUUGUGUGCUUAUAACAAGAAUGCUCUUAAAGUGCUUUUUCAUUCGGAAACCAGAUUUGUUUUAUAUUUUAUUCAAUGCAAAUGCAACUUUUGACAUUUUGCAUUCUCAUUGUAUAUAUUUCCCCAACAUAUCCUAAAUCUAACCCCAUACGGCUGGCAAUUUAAAAACCAAAAACUCGGAAAAUUCCUUAGCAGUAGAAGAGAAGUCCUUUGUGCCAAAUGAAAUGAGAAAAGAAAUGCAAACAAUUUAUUUGUUUUGUACUUAAAGCAAUUGUAUUGCAUAACAUUGUAUUAUAUAUGUAUUAAUGUAUUUACGCUUUCCACUAAUGUUUGGAGCUAUGCAUAAGUUUAUUAUAAGAUUAUUAAAUUGCAAUUGCCAACGUUGCAAUUUUGUCGCUGAAAUAAACCAUUGAUGUGUUUAAACUAAA
This is a messenger RNA of Drosophila rhopaloa, 3872 nucleotides long. RefSeq lists its product as uncharacterized. The record is from RefSeq and is a predicted model, not a curated record. Gene Ontology annotation, molecular function: cytoskeletal adaptor activity. Gene Ontology annotation, cellular component: apical cortex. NCBI's taxonomy places the organism in Eukaryota, Metazoa, Arthropoda, Insecta, Diptera, Drosophilidae. Gene Ontology annotation, biological process: apical protein localization; asymmetric cell division; establishment of mitotic spindle orientation. The coding region runs from base 107 to 2692 and encodes 861 amino acids. The transcript is spliced from 4 exons.